This is a messenger RNA of Lucilia cuprina (Australian sheep blowfly), 3615 nucleotides long. RefSeq names its product vacuolar protein sorting-associated protein 54 (gene scat). Lineage: Eukaryota; Metazoa; Arthropoda; Insecta; Diptera; Calliphoridae. The record is from RefSeq and is a predicted model, not a curated record. The transcript has 2 exons. Bases 287 to 3226 code for a protein of 979 amino acids. Gene Ontology annotation, biological process: retrograde transport, endosome to Golgi; Golgi to vacuole transport. Gene Ontology annotation, molecular function: syntaxin binding. Gene Ontology annotation, cellular component: GARP complex.
UUACAAUUAAAAAUAUAAAUUUUGUCGAAUAAAUUUAUAAAAAAACCUAUUAUUGCUAUUUAAAUAAAACAAAUAAAUAAGUUUUAUGUACUUUUACAAUAAAAGAUAAAGUAAAACAAUGUAUUUGUGAGAAAAUAAUACUGGAAAAGAGAGACGUUUGGCUAACAACCUUAAACCAAUAUUGACAUAAGGUCACUACCAUUACUUUAAGUUAAAGUGAAAGAAAAAUAUUAAAAUUACUAAAAGAUUUUCAUUAACUAAAUCUUUGGGAGUACAAUAAUGUGUUAUGGCUACAGAACACGAUAUGAAAAACCUAAUAAGAAGGCCAUCGACAACAUUUGUUAGUGAGGGAAAAUCGAAUAAUAAAGACGGUGAUUUAGGUGGACAGGAGCCAACGCUUAACAAUAGAACAGGUGUACAAGUCAAUACCAAAGGUACACGUAAUAGCUGGGAGACCUGUUACUAUUGUACACGUGAAAAUUUCAAAGCUGUUAGUGAAUUUGUAAAACAUUUACGCGAAAGACACUGCACUCGUGAAGGUGGCUCAUUUGUUUGUCGCUAUGGUUUUAAUGGAGUUUGUCCCUCCCUGCCUUUGGAUGGUGUGUCAGAUCGCGACUACGAUGCUCACGUAGCCAAGUAUCAUGUGAACCAACAAACACGCGAAAUGCCACCCGAAUGGUCGGUAUUUUCUGCCGCCCAGAAUCUACCGGCAGUCCUAAACGAUCCCUCCCGUGGUAAGCAAAGCAAUUUAUUUACCAAGAAAUGGGGUGUUGACUUUGUGGAACGUUCACACAUACCCGUAUCGCCUCGUUUGCCUGAAAUCACCUGCGAUGACUUUGAAAAGUAUAUUAGCAAAAUUGGUAAACGUUAUAAACGCCACGAACGUCUAAAUGCCCAGCAGGCGGAAUCUCUACUGGAAGAGUCCUCAACUAUCCUAGUGCCGAAAGGCACUGUUCCUACUUCCCCUACGCAUGAGGCCAGCUUAAGCUCCAUACCCGAUAUCUUUCUCAAGGAUUCUUUAAAUUUACAACAUGCUCCCACUUUUGCUCAGGUGUUUCCUGGUUUAAUGCAAAAUCCCGGCGGAGAGGAAAGACGUCAAUCGGGUCGUUUAUUGCAGGAACAGUUGUCUCAUUAUUUGGAUAUAGUAGAAGUGAAAAUAGCUCAACAGGUCUCGCAAAAAUCAGCCGCCUUCUUUCAUGCCAUGACUUCUCAAGAUGCCAUCAUGUGUGAAAUGCAGGAGGCGGCCAAGAGGGUACAAGCUUUAAGGACGGCCUUGCGCACUUUAAAUGAAACUGUGGUAGUCGAUACAUUCCGUGUUUUGCGUUUUGCCCAGCGCAGACAAAAUUUCGAAAAAGUUUUAGAUAAACUUUGUCUAAUGGCCACAGUACAUAAAACACAACCUAUGCUGCAACUUUUAUUGGGCACACAAGAUUAUGUGGCUGCUCUGGACUUAAUUGGUACUACACAAGAGAUUCUGGCCCAAGAACUGAUAGGGGUACACUGUUUUAAACAUUUGCCCAUGCAACUUACGGAAAUGGAAAAACUUAUCGAUAAAAUGUUGACAACCGAGUUUGAACGCUACACCACCACCGAGUUAAAUAGACCUUUGCAAGAUGUUUUAAAAGAAACCGACAGUGUUUGUGCCGAGGAGGAUAAGUUGGUGUGUAUAGUGAUGGGUUUGUUGAGGAAAAAGAAUUUCAGUUUUGUGGAGGCCUAUAAAGAUGAGGCUAUAGUAACCAUACGCACCAUUAUCAAGCAAUUGGUUAUAGAGUUCAUAGCCACCAGUGAUGCAGAGAUAUGUUUGACUGGGGCAGGUGAAGAGGCACAAAAUUUGUCUUUUAGUGAAUGGAUAUCAUUGCUGGCCAAGGCUACGGUGGCUUUGUUAAUGGUGUUGCAACGUAUACAAGCGGUGACCCAUAUAAUGCGCCAAACUACUGAUGCGGCUGCCGGACGUUCCUUCAACAAUGGUGCGGACAACCAGGAGGCGGCUGUAAAUCUUAUAGAUUCCGAGGCCUUUCUAACAUCAGCCGAUCAGUCUUUGGUGCAUGAAAAACUAAAUGAACUACUGGUAGCGGUGUGUCACUACUGUCACGAACGCUGUGCCAAUUUGGUGUCUCAGCAGAGUUUGGAAAAGUUUGUUGCCACAGCCGAAGAAAUAGCCCAAUUAACCACCUUAGUGGAUGACUUUACCGAAGGCUGUCAGGCCAUCUGCGGUGUUACAAAUGUGCCUUUAAAAGUUGCCCUUAAAGUACAAGCCUCACGUUUUGCCAAUCGUUUUCACAGCGAACGUAAGCAGAAGUUGGCUUUACUCUUGGACACCGAACGUUGGCGUCAGGUGGACAUACCUAAUGAAUUUCAAAAGAUAAUAGAUCGCAUAGCUGAGAAUAAGGAAUUCUUGGUGGAGGACUUAAGCAAUAAGAAUACGGGACUUACACUCAAUGGUCAUGUGACCACAUUGCAUCUUAACAACUCUUCUACACAGGCUAGUCCUGUUUUAUUGGUGGAAAAUAAGCCUUAUACUUUAGUGGGUUCUGCCCUACUGUUGGUGCAAAUGUUGUGUGAGUACUGCCGCUGUGCCCAGCGGCUGCCUAUAGUGGCCGGUUAUUUGUCACGUAAUGUGGUGGAUUUGCUGCGCAAUUUCAAUUCACGUUCUUGUCAGCUGGUCAUUGGUGCUGGAGCUUUACGUGUGGCUGGCUUAAAAACCAUAACCAGCACAAAUUUGGCUUUGGUUUCCCGGGCCCUGCAAUUGAUUCUAUGGCUUUUGCCCAAAAUCAAACAACAUUUUCAACAACUUGAUGCCUCAAGUGUUACUGGCUAUGAUGGCAUAGAGCGUGAGUUUCAGAGUCAUGUGAAGGAAAUUGAAAAUAAAAUCUAUACUAUUGUUAUGGAACGUAUUGCCAUGCAAUUGGAAGCUUGGGAUGCACGACCCCCCAUACCAUCACAAUCAUUUCGCAUUAUUUCUCGUCACCUGGUAAAGUUGCAUGAAGCGAUUGCUCCCAUACUGCCGGAACAACAGAUACACUCAAUGUAUGGCAUAGUGCAUCGUAAUUUCAAAGACAAACUAAGGGAACAAUUGCUCAAGUUGAACAUCAUUAAUAAUGGUGGUCCCCAGCAUGGUGUAGUGACCUCCGAACUAACCUUCUAUAUGGAAACAUUACGUACAUUGAAGGCUUUGCCAGCGGAAGAGCUGGACGACAGCAUACAAGAAAGUAUUUGGAUUUUCUAAAAGUCUGUUAUAAAAACUUUUUGUUUUUAAUUUUAUUUUAUGCCCUUUCCUGUUAUACUUUAAGUAGAUUUCUUUUCUUAGUUUGUUUUUAAUUUGUUUAUAAACUUUUUGUUGAAAAUUUCCUAAAAAAAAAAAAUACCCAGUUAGUUCUUUAUUUCCUUGUUAUAUUAAUUUUUGUUUAAUUUUAAAUAUUUUAGAAAAAGUCUAAAUUUUGUCGAUAAUUUUUGCAGCUCAUUUGUUGUGUAAAUUAAAUUUGCUUUUAUUACUUUUAAUAGUUGUAAUGAUUAACUACGGAAACUAUUAUAACAUGAAAAAAAAACAACACUACGAUACGAUAAUUUUUAAAUUAAUAGUUUAGAUUUAAAAAUAAUAAUAAAAACCGAUAAUAA